AUGGCUUUCAAAACGUUGUUGUUGACGGCCCUCGUUGGUCUUGCCAACGGCUUGGCCUCAACCGACACCAUCACCUGGGGAGGCGACAAUUCGCGAGCCGGGUACCAGACAAACCACAACAUGGACCCCUCCGUCGUGGGGAGCUCCCAGUUCGGCCAGCUCUUCCGCACGCUUCUCCCGGGCCGCUACGGCAACGUUCCCGAGCAGAUCUUCUCCCAACCACUCGUUUACACGCCCGAUGGCGACAGCACCCAAUACGUCUACGUCGCGACAACACAGAAUAAUGUCUACAAGAUCAAUGCAAAGACGGGCGACAUUGUCGCAUCCCGGAAUCUUCACAUCCCCUUCCUUACUUCAGAUCUCAGCGGCUGCUACGAUAUUCAACCUCACGUCGGGGUCACUUCUACUGGUGUCAUUGAUCCUUCCACCAACACGCUCUACCUCACGGCCAAGACGUAUGUUGACCAGACCCAGCCGAACGUGGCCCAGGGUCGUCCCGCCGGGCGCUACUACAUCCACGCACUGGAUGUGAACGACCUUAGCGAUCGUCCCAAUUUCCCCGUCGACCUGGAGGGCACCGUCGCCAAGAACAACCCGAUCCGGUCUUUCAACGGAGGCAUUCACCACCAGCGACCCGGCCUGCUGCACGUUGGCAACUAUGUGUACGCCGGCUUUGCUUCCCACUGUGUGCAGUAUAACUUCACUGGCUGGGUCAUUGGUUGGGACAAGACGACGGGUAACACUGUCGAGCGCUUCGCUACCCAGGGCGACGGCGUUCCCGCCAACGUCGAGGGCGCUGGUAUCUGGAUGUCGGGCGGCGGCCUAGCGUCUGACGAUGCCGGCUCCAUGUUCUACGCCACCGGCAACGGCUACGCCUCCCAGCUCAGCACAAUUCCCGUUAACGGCCGUGAGCCCCCGACGUCUCUGGAGGAAGCUGCUGUCCACAUGACCAUUAAUGAAGACGGCAGUUUGAGUUUGGUGGACUUUUUUAUGCCAUGGGAAAAGCAGGCACUUGACGGCGCCGACAAAGACCUGGGAACCAGCCCUCUGCAGAUUCUACCGAGCACAUUUUCUUGCGGCAACAUUCGUCGCAUUGGCGUGGUGACCGGAAAGAGCGGCAAGACCUACUGGCUCAACCUGGACGAUUUGGGUGGCUACCGCAACGGCGCCAACGGCCUGGAUAACGUGAUUCAAGUUUACCAGAAUGAGAACUCCGUGUAUGCUGGUGCAGGUGUCUACCCUGGCGAGGGUGGCUACAUCUACAUCAAUGUCAUCCAGUACCCUACCCACGUCUUCAAGUUCUCGUGCGAUGCUGGAGUCCCCUCCUUCACCAAGGUCGCCGACAGUCCGAUGAACAAUGCCUACAUCCUCGGCGUCAGCCACGGCACGGUCACCACCCUUAAUGGUCAGCCUGGUACUGGUCUUCUCUGGACCACCGAUGUUCAGGGCUCGCAACUCAAGAUCUUCGAGGCCGUCCCCAAGAACGGCUACCUGAACUUGAUCAAGUCUUUCAGCGUUCCGGCCACCACAAAGUUCACCAGAGCCGUCUUCGGCGAUGGCAUCAUGUACCAAGGCACCACCCAGGGAUACCUCUACGCCUUCGGUUCGCCCGUCACAGCUCCUCUCAAUUGCACGACCACCAACGAGUUUGGCACCGUUGACAUUGGUUCGCAGAGUGACCCGCGCACCAUCACCUGUACCGCCGUGAUUGGCGUUACAGUUGAUGACGUCGGCCUGGACGCAGCUGAAGAAUUUGCUCUCUCUGGUGUCCCCACGCUGCCUCUCACGUUGGCUGCUGGUGAGCAGUUCACUAUCGGCGCCGCGUUCAAGCCGACCACUGUCGGACUGGUUUCUUCCGACAUCGUCGUAAACUCCACCAACGUCGUCGCGGGCUACAGCCAGGGCACCCACAUCCGACUGACCGGUACCGGUGAAAGCGCCAACCCCUUGCUGUCCAUCACGCCUCCUACAAUCACUUUCCAGGGUGUUAUUGCUGGACAACAAGGUGGCACGGACGAGAACGUGAUCCUCUCGAACCAGGGCAACUCGGAAUUAUCCAUCACUGAUGUUCAGUUCUCCACCACGAGCGCCCAGGGUCCUUUCACCAGCUGGGACAGAGCAACCGCCAGUCUCACUGUUGGCAAGUUCACUCUCACCAACAUUCCCGCUUCCAUUCCCGCCAACACGGCUGUCGCCAUCCGCAUCGCUUUCGAUUCUUCUACCAGUGGCACCUUCGGGGCUUAUCUCAAGUUAACCUCAAACGGUGGAACCCAGUCCUUCACCGUUGCGGGCUCUGCGGGUCCGGCUCCUGUGGCUCUCGUUGAGUUCCAAACUCCGGAUGGUACUGGAUGGGUUGAGUACGAGGCAAACAAGAACUUCACCUUCGGCAACGUCACCGAGAAUAGCUCCAGAGCGCUCAGGUUCCGCAUCACGAACAAUGCCGCUGAGGGUGCUGUCAAGCUUUCCCUCACCGUAUCGAAGCCACCCUUCGGUAUCCCCGGCAUCAUUCAAGCUGCCAACUCGGUGGAUCUUGCAGAGGGUACUGUCCUCGGCCCAGGCGAGAGCGCUACCGCGACCAUGAUCUGCACGGUGCCCAAGGCCCAGUGGAACACCGACCCGUACACUGGUGUCGCGCCUUGGACGAUGAACACCAACGAUCCCAACUUUGAGAAGCACUUCUUCAACUUUGAGUGUACCGCUGUUGCCCAACAAGCGCCACCUCUCCUACCUAACGGCCAAGGCAAGCUCCGCUACAUUGGCUGCUACAAGGAGAACAACCCUGGCCGUCAGCUCUCGAAUCAAUUGUACGGAAAUGCCGCAAACACGAACGCCAUGUGUAUCGCUGCCUGCGCAGAGAGGGGGUUCGUUUUCUGUGGUACACAGUACCACACUGAGUGCUGGGGUGGCAUGACUAUCCCCGUCGAAAAGGUUGACGCCCGCAACUGUGGCUUCGAUUGUGGCGGAGAUCUUAACCAGAUUUGCGGUGGCAAUGGAUUCGGCGAGGCUGAAGGCAUAGGUGCGUACAUCUCGGUUUUUGCCGACUCAGUCCGUUGGGACGGCAAUACCACGACGCCUCCCCCGAGCUCGGAUCCGGCCAGCCCCGAGGUCAACCCUGGCGUUGGACAGUACGUGAGCCAGGGAUGUUACACCGAGGGCACAAACGAACGCGCCCUGACCUACCUAAUUGCCACUGAGAAGAAAACCGUUGGCCAGUGUAUUGGGAUCUGCGCUGCAGGCAGAUACACAUAUGCCGGAUUAGAGUACGGCGGAGAGUGCUGGUGUGGAAACACCCUCGCGGGCACAUCUUUACCUGCUGAAGCCGCUGACUGCAGCAUGCCUUGCGCUGACAACAGCACAGAGUACUGUGGUGGCACGUCCAGACUUAACCUAUACAAACUGGAGGGCGACUUGCCCGUGACAACGUCUACCGGUGCUUCUCCCACUAGCGCCGAGACAACUGCUCCCACUGCCACGGCUCCUCCCACGAACGUCCGGGUUGGUGACUGGCUCUCGCAGGGCUGCUAUACCGAGGGUGAGGGCGUUCGCGCUCUGCCCGCCCGCAUGUAUGCCAACGACUCCUUGACUCUGGAGACUUGCGGCGCUUUCUGCCAGGGCACCAAGUACUUUGGCGCGGAAUAUGGCCGCGAGUGUUGGUGUGGCAACGAAUUUGGAACAGGAAGCGUCCUCGCCGCGAACCAGAAAGACUGUUCCUUCCCUUGUGGCGGUGACAGUACCCAGUUCUGCGGUGCCAGCAACAGGCUGAACGUUUACAUGUACUCGCCCGAGGCGGCCAAGAACGCCUCUGGGACUUUGACAGCGGCUGCCACCACGACAACUUUCUCGUCGUUGGCGGUUCCGUCUAACGGAACCGCAACCGCCACCGCCACCGCUACAACCACCGGGACACCUCUCACCAAGGAUGCGGUAUCACAAACCAUGAUUACUAUGACUCCCACAGCAAACAUCUCUUCAGCUGCGUCUAUCAUACCAUCCGAAUCGACCAUCACUAGCGGCUCUGUGAUUAUUACGACUGUAGCAUCUACUCCUUCCGCAGACAACUUUACAAUCUCUGCAACGUCCGAGGCCUCUAGCGCCCUGUCCGCUCUUUCAACUGCGAGCCUAUCGCCUGCUUCAUCGGCAGCCGCCUUGACAACUACCACUUCUACUUCCUUGGCUACUCCCACGCCGACUGGCCCCGUCAUUUCACCUGGUAACGAAAACUUUACGUACUACGGCUGCUUCUCUGAGCCCGAGGUCGGCCGUCUCCUCCCGAAUCAAAUUCUCAACCUUGCCAACAUGACUAUCGACACGUGUCUGGGCGCCUGCUACGAUAAGAACUAUGCAGGUGUCGAGUAUGGCCGCGAAUGUUGGUGCGGCAACUCCUUGAACAUGGGCGGCGCCGACCAGAGCAAGCCGGCUGCCAAUGUGACGGGCACAGAGUGCUCCUUCACAUGUCCUGGCAACAGCACCGAAUUCUGUGGUGCUGGCGUAAGGAUGAACUUGUAUAUACUUACCGAAGAGCUGAAAAGGCUGGGCAAAGCAAACUCAACGACGUCGUUGAAAUACUAA
This is a messenger RNA of Colletotrichum graminicola M1.001, 4569 nucleotides long. Its product is annotated as WSC domain-containing protein. The transcript has 4 exons. Bases 1 to 4569 code for a protein of 1522 amino acids. The record is from RefSeq and is a predicted model, not a curated record. Gene Ontology annotation, cellular component: plasma membrane. NCBI's taxonomy places the organism in Eukaryota, Fungi, Ascomycota, Sordariomycetes, Glomerellales, Glomerellaceae.